This is a messenger RNA of Meira miltonrushii, 836 nucleotides long. RefSeq names its product DUF1000-domain-containing protein. Bases 102 to 767 code for a protein of 221 amino acids. The transcript has a single exon. Lineage: Eukaryota; Fungi; Basidiomycota; Exobasidiomycetes; Exobasidiales; Brachybasidiaceae. Gene Ontology annotation, cellular component: nucleus. The record is from RefSeq and is a predicted model, not a curated record.
UGGAGUGUUGAUCUGCAGUGUAUGCCAUGCCAUACACUGCACACACACGCGAAAAUAUCAAGCAAACCUCCCUUCUCCCUUCAACCUAGAAUAAGACAAAGAUGUCACACAAUCAUCAUCAUGGAGAUGGCUGUGGCCACGAACACAACGAUGAUGAUCAUAUCAAACCCGGAGAAGGUCAACAAGAUUCGUUAUACGGCCGAAUUGAUCGAGACAAUGUGACAGCUUUAAACGAACAAAUACCCGAGAUGGCCAAAGGAAUAAUUAAGCCGUUCGAUAAACAAACCGAUGAAGAAACAUUCCUGGAAAGUGAUGCAGAUGAUCAAUUGAUCAUUCGUGUUCCAUUCAUUGGUGGUGUAAAAUUACGUGCGAUCAUGAUGAAAGCUGGACCUAGUGAACAAACUCCGGAAGAAAUUCACCUUUUCGCUAAUCGAGAAGAAUUGGAUUUCGAUCAAGCUUCUUCCGGAGCACCUGAACCAACGCAAAAGUUGACUUCUAUUGCGGUAGGAAGAGAAGUGAUCAGUUAUCCACUCAAAACGGCAAAGUUCAACAAUGUUCGUACACUGCACAUCUUUGUUCCUAAAAGUUUGGGUGGAGAUACAAGUAGAAUCUACUUUUUGGGUUUCAAAGGUGAAUGGCUUGGAGAACAAAGACGGGAAGGGCCGACAAACAUCAUUUAUGAAUCCGCUCCUCAAGUCAAAGAUCAUAUGAAGAUCCCUGGAACAGAAAGUGGAGCGCAUUCCAUGGGACCUGGAAGAGGCCAAUGAUCCGAUACUAAAAGUUGUACUAUACGAGAAUGAUCAAAGAUUUAUUAUCGCAUGCUCAGAGACUGAGUC